AUGACACAAGCGAAGAAUGAGGAUACAGAUGAGUCUGCCAUGGCGAUUGCUCCAGGGCGGAGGAUGCGUGUGUACUCCCCAGCGGGUUCGCUGGUGGCGCUUGCGCGGGCGCUGCAGGAAUGCGCUGAGCGAAUUCAUCUUGGACCUCACGGUUUACUCGCGGCCUCGGUAAGCGUUGAUGGUGAGCUGCGACUUCUGCGCCCAAGGGCCAAUGAUGUGAUGCGGAAUACGGCGGGGCUGGAGGCAUGGCAGGUGCUUUGGCGUGUGUUUCUAGCAGAUAACUCAACCCCCAGGACGAGGGCAGGGAGUCAUGUAAACAGAGGGGCGUAUCAACGACUCUCAGAUGGUCAGGGACGAUUACUCCUCACGUGUGCAUCGUUACUGCGUCAACUUCUUUCUCCCAAUACACAUUACCCGGUCGCUGGCUCUCCGUCUUCGCUACGGAAUAGGCUGCGGCUAGUGCGAGUACUGCGUGAGAUAACAACUCCUGGGGAGAUGCGAUAUGUUUCCCCUGUGGGAGAUGACGAGGACGACGAUGGCGCGGAGCAACAAAGAGGGGAUGAUGUGAUUGGUCGAAUGGUGCGUGCAUCUCUUCGGGAUUUGCAGCCUUAUGUCUACGGUGUUGCUGGUUCCAAGGUGACACGACGGGUGGUGGAGGGUUGUAUCCAUUUCAUCAUGUGCACACACGUUGAGGAUGAUGUGCUGACGAAACUUCGGCAACUGCUUGUGCGUUUUCUGUGGAGUUCGUCAUUUCCAAACGGAGAGGGGGACCUGCAUUCCAUUGUGGCUCGAGCACGGGACGUGUUGAUUGACCCAACAUCAUACAUUGUACCUUGCCAGGGUGAAUCGGUACUUCAUUCUCGCGUUCUACCAUUUGGCACCUUUCUGCUGCCCACCGUGUCUCCCGAGAUCUCCCCGCACCAAGGCACAGUCACACCAUUUUUCACUUUGGAGCGCCAUGGUGAUGGACAAGCCGAGCGGGUCAUGUUCCUGCGCAUCGACGAUCAAGGUGGUUUGCUGCAGUUUGAGCACUCCAACAGGAAGGAAAAAAUUGAUACUGACAGUGACAUGGACGCGGGGGAUUGUAGCAAUGAUGGGAGUAGGGUUGUCGAGCGACAGUGGACGACGACGGAGCAGGAAAAGGCGCAGUGGGAAGCUGCACGGAUGCUUUAUGAAUGGGCUUGGAUGCACGGUGUGACUGCCGUACUCACUCCUUCUCACGUACCUCCUGUUAUGAAGACGUAUGGACUUCGCUACAACGUUACUGGCAACAGGGAUAAAGAGCGGGAAUGCAGACGCCCCAUUUUUAUGGUAGAUGAAGUGGAUGAAGUUGGUUUUGAUGCGUUACUGCGUCGGUUACAGUACUGGAGACAUGAGAAAUUAACGGAAAGAUGUGGUGCUCAGGAGGAUCCCGUUUGGUGCCCCACAGCGGCUGUUUUGCGCCGUGAUGUGUUGGAAUUGCCGGGCCGAGCGGAGGAUGUUCUUUUCCCUUUUUCCCGUCUGGCGCAUGGGCCUCUACUUGAAGUUUGCUCGUCUGCCAACGUAAGGGAAUUUAUGGUGAAUAAAUGCAGUAACGUGCGAGUGGUGCUGCUGGAGUUGGAUCAAGGCACACUUUUGGAAGAAAGUGCGCGUGGUCUUCGGAGGCUUCAGGGUGUGGGCUCAAUGUUGCUCGUGGCCCCAACUGCUUAUCAGCUUCGCAUGUACACAGAUUUACUGCUAAAGUGUUUGGCGAGCGUACGGGCAGCUAUGGACGCAUCACCGUCGAGUGGCGAUGCGAGUCCCGAGUGUGGUCUUGGUUUUGUGCGGGCGGGAGGAGCCUUGCCGAUCGCUCUCUCACGUCAACUGCGCCUCAGUGCAGAGGCGUUGAAGUGCCAAAUGCGGAGGCUCGAGGGCACUAGUCAUGUUGAUGAUGCGCAUGCAACGGCCAACUUGCCUGUGGUGGCGGCGGUGUUGCAGAUGUUGUCUGAGGUGCUGCUGGAAUUGCCGCGGCGUCUGGCAGAACUUAUCACUGCCCAUCAUCAGCCACUGCGACACGCGUGGCUGCAACUUGAGAGCGACGCGAUUAGUCGGGCGAAAUCUCACUCUGCAAACUCUCUUACUUCCUUACGGGAACCACCGCUCCAUGUCUGCAUACGCGAGGACGUUUCCUUCUAUCGUCGCGCCCGUAUGCCUCCACCGUGCGAAGUGGGCCACGGUGACGGAGAGCGAAGUUACUUCUGUUGCAGCGAUACGGAAAGUAGUGACAGCGAGUCUGAUGAGGAUGAGGAUGCAUGCCGACAGGAACGGUUGCGUGGGCCACCCUCUCUUGGUUUUGUUGAGCCGAUUGCGACGACGGCAGGUGCGCUUCGUGCUGCAAUAACACUCCUGCGUUUAACGUUGAUGGACGACUCAGGUGCGCUCGAGACCGCUGGGUUGUGA
Messenger RNA from Trypanosoma cruzi, 2418 nucleotides. RefSeq lists its product as uncharacterized. NCBI's taxonomy places the organism in Eukaryota, Euglenozoa, Kinetoplastea, Trypanosomatida, Trypanosomatidae. The coding region runs from base 1 to 2418 and encodes 805 amino acids. The record is from RefSeq and is a predicted model, not a curated record. The transcript has a single exon.